AUGCCUCGUUCUGUCAAAGCUGUGAAGAGGUCCAGAGUGAAGAAAACCUUCACCAACAAGAAGAAUGCCGCUAAAAGACAAAAGGCCAAAGCCAGAAAGAAGGUCGGGCAACCUGGACCCGGGUAAGUCUUUUUCCCUUAUUGUUCUACCGUUUAGAUUGUAAGAAUAUUAAUAUUUGUCGUCUAUUUUUUUAGCCAUGUGCUCCAUGAAGUUUGGGAUUCAAAGAAAUCUGUUCGUCAAAAUUUGAAAGCCGCCGGUUUAGUGUUCAAUCCUAACGAAGUGGUCCCAAUAGAGAAGAAAAAGAAGGAUAUUGUCGUCGAUAUGGUCGAUUUGGAUGCUGUUAGCAGUUUAGCUUCUUUACAAGAGCAAAAGGUAAGCGGAUGUCAAGUAUAAUAUAAUUUCGCCAAAUUCUUUUCUGAUUUUUGUGUUUAGGUGAGGAGCAAGAAAGCCAAAGGCUUGGCGAAGAAAAUUGAAGCUGAUGCAAAGGCAGCCACAGCUAAACAGAGCAAUCGGCCUCCGCCAAGGCUACGUCAGCCCGAGUUGGAGUUCUGCACAAAAAUGAUCCAGAAACAUGGGGUUGACUUCGAAGUGAGUUUGAUUUUACCUACUUCACAGAAUUAACAAAGCCUUUGGAAUGUUGAAACCUCACUGAUCGUUCCACUUCAAUGAAAUUAUCUUGUUUUAGGCGAUGGCUAGAGAUCACGAAAAUAUCUAUCAGAACACAGCCAAACAGAUCCAAAGGAAGAUUGAGCUGUUCAAAAAGUCCCAAGCAUACAAGGAAGUCGUUGGCGAGGCGAUGGAAGAGUGA
Molecule: messenger RNA, 808 nt
Organism: Bursaphelenchus xylophilus (pine wood nematode)
Lineage: Eukaryota; Metazoa; Nematoda; Chromadorea; Rhabditida; Aphelenchoididae
Source: the annotation of a GenBank genome assembly